GAGCUGUGUUAUUUUCUCGGGCAUUUGUUCCUAACCACAGACCAGGUCUAGGAACAGAUUAUCAAAACAAAUCCUACCUAAUAUCACGGAGAAAUAAUUUCUGAGCCUGUAUCAGUGGUUAGGGGGGCAAUCAAAUUCUACUUAUGGAGCAAAAAUAUAUUGGCGGCUGCGCUGUGAAUGUCUGUGGUGCAGCAGCCGAAAGACCUCCAGCGGAGAGUCGUGGUAGCGCAAGGCUUGCAGAAACAGUCCUUUCAGUUUACUGUUGUAUGGGCAUUGGGCAGAAUGGAGACCAAACCAGUGAUAACCUUUCUCAAAACCCUCCUCAUCGUUUACUCCUUCGUGUUUUGGAUCACAGGAGCGAUCCUCUUGGCAGUGGGAGUAUGGGGGAAGUUUAUGAUCGGCCCGUAUAUCUCUCUGAUAGCUGAGAACACCACCAACGCUCCGUACGUCCUCAUCGGCACUGGGACUGUCAUCAUCGUCUUUGGCCUGUUCGGAUGCUUCGCCACCUGCAGGGGGAGCCCAUGGAUGCUCAAACUGUAUGUAAUGUUCUUGUCCCUGGUGUUCCUAGCUGAGUUGGUGGCUGGGAUCUCUGGCUUUGUUUUUCGUCAUGAGAUAAAAGGUACCUUCCUGAGGACAUAUACUGACGCCGUGUUGAAUUAUGAUGCUGAGGAUGAGAAGAGCCUGGCUGUGGACAACGUCCAAAGCAGCCUGCGUUGCUGUGGGGUGAACAACUACACCAGCUGGUUGGGCAGUGUGUACUACCCUGCUAACGGUUUUCCCCUGAGCUGCUGCUCCAACUCCUCUGACUGCAGCCCUCAGGACCUCCGCAACACCACCAUAAACCACACCAAGGUCUACCAGCAGGGCUGUUAUGAACUGGUAACCUCCUUCCUUGAGACCAACAUGGCCAUCAUCGCGGGAGUAACAUUUGGAAUUGCCUUCUCACAGUUGAUUGGCAUGUUGCUGGCCUGCUGUCUGUCCAGGAUCAUUACUGCUAAUCAGUAUGAGAUGGUGUAGCAGGGAGAGCAGAAGUACCAUUCCUUAACUUGAUAUUGUGCCAUGAAGACUUUCGCACAGUACCUUCAACUCCACUGAGGGACUCAGGCUGCAGUUGGAAGUUUCUAGUAAGCACUUAUGUCAAAUCAGCUUACCCUCCCCAAUGCAACACUGACCUUGGUUAAGCAUUUAUGGGCAACUUAAUCCUGCUCCAUAUUACAAGUUUAGCCAUCUCUAACACUUUGGAUAGAAGUUGUCCUUAGGGACAUAUCUAGGAACAGGUCACACGAAGCCUUGAUGCUAAACUUAACUAUUAGGGUGAUGAAUGGAUAUCUGACCCUGCAUCAGUGCUAAGCGCCAACAUCAUCCUGCCCCUUAGCAGUCUUUGUCUUACUGUCCUCUCACAGCACCCCCUUGUGGUCUGGCAUGCUCCAUACAGGGCCUAGCAUUUAAAAAGCAAUGCACAGAUUUGUAUGAAAUGAUGAAACCAUAUUUAAAGAUAAAACAGUAGCCAGCAUACACUGUAUUUUCAUCAUGUUUUUGAUCACUGUUGUAAAUACCCAAGCUACACACAUAUAGAGAAGAUAUGUUGAUAUAACAUUGAGAGAGCAUUUAGAGCUAACUUUUAGCCUUUCAUUUGCAUCCCUGCUAUUUCGCUGCUUCAUGGAUGAUAUCUCAGACUUUUGUGUCCAUAUCUAUGAUGUUAGCUUACAAUGAACUAACUGUGUAAUCAAUUUGGUCUCUGGAUGUGUAGAUGUCUUAAUAAUUUAUAAUUUAUUAUUAUAACAAUUAAUGAAGUGUGUGUCAAGUUUGGUUCGGAACACUGAGCUGUUCCGAUUUAAUAUAUGUGAGCGUAGGUUAUUUUAAUAUAUAUGAGCCUCGAAUUUUGACGGAUAAAUAUAUUCUUUAUUGAUUUGAUGGCUGUUAUGUGUUUUUGUGGCACACGUUGAGAUGUAUAUGCUUAUGUUUAUUUCAUGUUGUUUUAAUAGUAUGUCUGCCUUUCUGUCUGCACACUUACGAGUGUGAGUGAGAAAGAGUUGAGGUGGUUACAAGUGGGUAGAGUCGUCUACUGGAAUUG
Molecule: messenger RNA, 2074 nt
Organism: Oncorhynchus keta (chum salmon)
Lineage: Eukaryota; Metazoa; Chordata; Actinopteri; Salmoniformes; Salmonidae
Product: tetraspanin-7-like
Exons: 8
Coding region: 178-1017 (279 amino acids)
Cellular component (GO): membrane
Source: RefSeq, a predicted model, not a curated record